AGUGCCGCAGUGGCCGCUGAGCCCGUUCCAGCGGCUGAUGUUGAUGAACAAAUUGUUGAGCGUCCCCGCCAGCAGUCGGUGGAUCGAAGCUUGGUCGUGUUCCUCUGGCUCUUGGUCUAUAGCUUUCUCAUGUUCACGCUGCCCUUCCUGGGCUUUUAUGGUGUGCAGAGCUGGCUGCAAGAAUCCUAUCCCGCGCUGAGCGUCUUCGAGGUCAACUGCUAUUCCGUGCUGACCGCCGUCCUGGUGGUCAACGCUGUGGUGGCUCUGUACGUGCUGAAGGCAUUCCGCGAGAAGGAUGCGCCCACAUUGGAGGAAAUCGAGCAGAAAGAAGCUGAGCAGAAGAAGGGCCAGUAAAUUAGUGUUGAAUCAACUAAAAUAAAAGUACAUUUAACACA
Molecule: messenger RNA, 395 nt
Organism: Drosophila obscura
Lineage: Eukaryota; Metazoa; Arthropoda; Insecta; Diptera; Drosophilidae
Exons: 1
Biological process (GO): vacuolar proton-transporting V-type ATPase complex assembly
Cellular component (GO): endoplasmic reticulum membrane
Source: RefSeq, a predicted model, not a curated record